GUUGGGAAGAAAAAGUAUCGGAGCACAUAUCGGGUACACGAUAUGGGCAAAAGCGGCGAAAAGAAAUCAAACGGGCGGCAUGUUCAGUAAGAUUUGACGUUCGCGUGUUUCUGGUAAACGAUUUUACCAAUUUACCCUCCGUCUGGUUGUGAUUAUAUAACACGCGCUACCAACUCCUCCCCUCCCAAUCACCUAUCACACAGUACGCGCUCAUCAGCAUCUCGUCCCUUCACUUUCUCUCUCUAAAACCGUCUCUGAAUUUGUUUUCCGAUGUCUGGAAGGGGCCGUGGUGGCGGUGGCCGUGGGCGAGGGCGUGGCGGCGGACAACCGUCGCAAUCGCAUUCUCAAGACGCCGGCGGUAGAGGAAAUGCCGGCCCUCGAGUGCCUCCACAGACGGUUGCUUCCUCUUCGACUGUGACUCAGUUCGGAAACCUUUCUAUAGGUUCAUCGGCGCCGUCUCCUUCAACCGCACCCGCCGCCGCUAGGGCAACUGCUGCUGGUACAGUUCCGCAGCAACCGGUAAUGCAACAAAAUCCGGUUCAAACUACCCCUGCGCCAGUGGUUUCCGCUCAGCAACCGAUUGCGAAAUCAGCACAACCUCCGCAGGCUUCGUCGGUGGCUCCUACUUCAUCGAGAAUCAUUAAGGCACCGCCAAGGACUGGGUACGGAACUCUAGGUCGGAAAUGUGUUAUCCGAGCGAAUCAUUUUCUCGUCGAUCUCGGCGAAAAGGAUCCCUAUCAGUAUGAUGUGACAAUUACUCCGGAGGUUAUUUCAAAGACUAGAAGCCGUGAGAUUUUGAAGCUUCUCAGUGAGUUAUACAAGCAAUCUCAUCUGGGAAACAUGUUAUUAGCCUAUGAUGGGAAGAAGAGUGCAUUUGCUGCUGGACCUCUUCCAUUUGAAUCAAAAGAAUUUGUGGUGAAACUCAAUGAGAGUAAUGGGCGUGAAAAAGAGUUCAAAGUGAACAUCAAGUUUGUUUCCAGAAAGGAUCUGCACCAUUUAAGACAGUUUCUAAGUGGUAGACAGCAUGAUAACCCACAAGAGACCAUUCAAGCUCUUGAUGUUGUUCUAAGGGAGGCAGCAUCAAUAAACGACCGACAAAUCAUUGGUAGAUCUUUAUUUAGUGCUGAAUUUGGGAAAGGUGUGCUUGGUGAUGGGAUUGAGUAUUGGAAAGGAUUUUAUCAGAGUCUGCGCCCUACACAAAUGGGUUUAUCUCUAAAUAUUGACAUGAGUGCUAGAGCAUUCUAUGAAACAAAACUAGUCACUGAGUUUGUUGGGGAGUUUCUUGGGAAAGAUUUAAUGAGACCCCUUUCAGAUCAAGAGCGUAUAAAGGUGAAGAGAGCUUUGAAAGGUGUGAGGGUUGAAGUGAGGCGUGCUGAUUAUAUGAGAAGGUACAAGGUUCAAGCAUUAACAGUCCAGCCAACCAAUCAACUGACUUUCCCUGUUGAUGAUACUGGAAAAACCAUGUCUGUUGUUCAGUACUUCAGAGAGAAGUACAACAUUCAUCUUAGGUAUCCACAUCUUCCUGCAAUCCAAGCUGGUUCUGAUGCAAAACCCACAUAUUUGCCAAUGGAGAUUUGUAGGAUUGCUGGUGGACAGCGAUAUGCUCUGAAGCUUAAUGAGAAGCAAGUGACAAACUUUCUUAGGGCUACAUGCCAGCGUCCACUUGACAGGGAAACUAGCAUCAAGAAUACUAUGGUAAGUAACAAGUACAAUGCCAACCCACUUGUGAGCCAAGCCUUUGGACUGGCUGUUAAAGAGCAGCUGACAAUGAUUGAUGCCCGAGUCCUUCCACCUCCACAUCUCAAGUACCAUGGGACAGGGGCUGGUUCAGAAAUCAAUCCAUCAGUUGGUCAAUGGAACAUGAUGAACCUGAAAAUGAUCAAUGGAGGCACAGUGAAUUACUGGGCGAUUGCCAACUUCUCACGCCACAGGGAAGAUGCUGUUGGACGAUUUAUUCAUGGACUGGUUACCAUGUGUCAGAACAGAGGAAUUGUGUUUAAUCCCCAACCUCUGAUUCCAAUGUACAACUCUGCUCCAAACUACAUUGAAAAAGCAUUGGUUGAAAUUCACACCCAGUGUACAGCCCAACUUCAAAAGGUUGCACCUGGCAACUCACUUCAACUGUUGUUUGUGAUUCUUCCAGAUGCAAAAGGAACUUAUCCAAGAAUCAAACGGGUAUGUGAGACAGAGUUGGGAAUCAUUUCCCAAUGCUGCCAGCCAAAAAAUGUGAUGAAGCUUAGCAAUCAGUACUUUGAAAAUGUGGCAAUGAAGAUCAAUGUUAAGGUUGGUGGAAGAAACUCAGUCUUGGCUGCAGCUCUUGCUAAUAGACUUCCCUACAUCACGGAACGCCCAACAAUAAUUUUUGGAGCUGAUGUAACUCAUCCUUCACCUGGAGAGGAUUCAAGCCCUUCCAUUGCUGCGGUGGUUGCUUCAAUGGAUUGGCCUCAAGUGACAAAGUAUAAAGCCCUAGUAUCCGCACAGCCCCACAGACAAGAGAUCAUUGAGGAUCUAUACUCAACCACGACUGAUGCAAGAAGGGGAGUGAUCCAUACUGGCUUAAUCAGAGAGCUUUUGAUUUCCUUUAAAAAAUCAACUGGUCAUAAACCACAUAGGAUCAUUUUCUACAGGGAUGGUGUGAGUGAGGGGCAGUUUAACGAAGUCUUGAUGAGUGAAAUGGAUAAAAUCCGAAAGGCUUGUAUGUCAUUGGAGGAGGGGUAUAUGCCACCUGUAACAUUCAUUGUUGUGCAAAAGAGGCAUCACACACGUUUCUUUCCUAUGAAGCAUGGAGAUAAAGCUAGCACUGACAGGAGUGGCAACAUUCUUCCAGGGACUGUGGUUGACACCAAGAUUUGCCACCCAACGGAGGUUGAUUUCUACCUGUGUAGUCAUGCUGGUAUUCAGGGAACAAGCAGGCCAACACAUUACCAUGUGCUGUAUGAUGAGAAUAAGUUCACUCCCGAUGGUCUCCAAAAUCUAACAAAUUGUCUGUGCUACACUUAUCAAAGGUGUACAAGAUCUGUGUCCAUAGUUCCUCCUGCUUACUAUGCGCAUUUGGCUGCAUUUCGUGCCCGGUAUUACAUGGAGGGGGCUGAAUUGUCUGACAGUGGUUCUUCACAUGGAGGGGGAGCUGGGGGGCGUGCAACAAGAGACCGGGUUGCUGAGGUGCGUCCUGUCCCUGUGAUUCAUGAGAAUGUCAAGAGCGUCAUGUUCUACUGUUAGCUCUUUGUUUUGGGCAUAAUGGUAGUAAAGUAAAGUAGCAUCUGUUUUUGGGUAAAUGAGACCAGACAAUAUAUAUAUAUAUAUAUAUGGUAGUAAAGUAAAGUAAGUAGUUUU
This is a messenger RNA of Lactuca saligna, 3333 nucleotides long. NCBI's taxonomy places the organism in Eukaryota, Viridiplantae, Streptophyta, Magnoliopsida, Asterales, Asteraceae. The record is from the annotation of a GenBank genome assembly.